AUGGCCCAAGUACCUAUAGACGAGGCGCAUGCUCUCGCAACAUGGCUAUCAUCUAUCUUUCUAGGCGCUCUCAUCGUACUCUACUGUGCUUGUGUCUGGGUGUUGGUGUACAAAGCUGACCGCAUGGGCCCCGUCAAUAUGCCAAUGCUUUUCGCCGCCACCGCCAUGACAGUCGUUGCGAUGGUGCAUAAUGCUGUAUCUGUUCAGCGCAAUGUACAGGCAUUUUUCGGACACGUAGAUGGCAACGCCGUAAAAUAUUUCAUCCUCUCUUCGAAUUUCCCGAACUUGUUCCAGUCGACUCUCUUCGUUAUUCAAGUCCUGAUUGGGGAUUCGAUGCUCAUCUAUCGAUGCUAUAUUGUAUACAGGCGCGACUGGCGUAUCGUUGUGCCGCCAAUCCUGAUGUUCCUGGGCACUGUAGGCGAGUUGUCCAAGUUCACGGCAGUGUCCGAGUUUUCCGUUGUGGAUGCUCGUACGGUCACGAACGAAACAUAUUUUGGAAGUGACGUGCAACCAUGGUCGACAGGCAUGAAGGUUGUGUCGAUGGUCCAAAAUAUAUUCUGCUCUUUCGCAAUUGCCCUUCGCAUAUGGUGGAUUGGUAGACACGGCGGCAGCAAAGUCUACUGGCGCUCAAUUGAACUUAUCCUCGAGAGCGGCAUCAUAUACUUCCUUGUGGUGCUAAUCCUCUUGAUCCUGAAUAUCACGAAACAAAACACAUACGCUAUUCUCUACUACGUUCUGGUACCAGUCAUUGGUAUCAUAUUCACCGGCAUCAUCAUCAGAGUAGGUCUGAGGGAGAGCUCGACAGUGAACUAUGAUUCCACAUCUAUCGCUGCCGACCCGAAUCCAGCUCUGCGAAUCACCUUCGCUGAUCCCACAACCAGCGACACCUUUUACCCCGGGGUUCAUGGCCCGAAGGCGAGGCGGACGAAAAGAGUCGUUAGGAAAGAGGUAUCUACUUCGUCAAUGGGCUCUCAUCUCUCCCCGCAGAGUUCUUUCGCAGAAAAAGAUGAUCAUGAUGAUAGCCAUGAGGAGGCUAUCGCGGUAGAACCUCGCGAGGAGGACCGCGCGCCCUGCUUGGAGCUAGGAUUUUGA
Gloeophyllum trabeum ATCC 11539 is the source of this 1092-nucleotide messenger RNA. RefSeq lists its product as uncharacterized. NCBI's taxonomy places the organism in Eukaryota, Fungi, Basidiomycota, Agaricomycetes, Gloeophyllales, Gloeophyllaceae. The coding region runs from base 1 to 1092 and encodes 363 amino acids. The record is from RefSeq and is a predicted model, not a curated record. The transcript has 9 exons.